Molecule: messenger RNA, 2625 nt
Organism: Entrophospora sp. SA101
Lineage: Eukaryota; Fungi; Glomeromycota; Glomeromycetes; Entrophosporales; Entrophosporaceae
Source: the annotation of a GenBank genome assembly
AUGAAUUUAGUAAACUAUAAUUUUGAUUGUAAAUCGAUAUGUGGUGAUGGAUGUAUACUUGGAUUAUCCAUAGUUAUUUUAUUUUAUUUUGGUAUCUCGCUAUUCAUCAUACGACAUUAUUAUAUAAGAAGACAAUUACGUAGGGAUGGUACGAUCAUUGUCACUACUAGUAAUAGAAUUGAUCCGGAACUUGGCGGGCAUAAAAGACGAGAUAGUAAUGAAACUGUUGUAAAUGCAUUCACUAGAGAUUAUAGUGGUGACGAAGAGUCGACAAAAUCAUUAUUAAAAAGGUCAAAAUAUGAUUGGGCAAAAGAAGUAGUAUAUGCUCCAAAAUACGAAAUAGUAGUAUAUAGUAAUAUAACAAUUGGCAUUAGUAUGGCAUUAUCAAAUAAGAAUGCUGAUAAUACUGACGAGUUAUCUCCAAGGACUCCAAAAAAAAAUUCACAACUUUGUAAUGGAAUAUCAACAAGUGGUAAACAUUGUAAACGUCUUGUUGCAAAUGGAGAGUAUUGUGGUUAUCAUAAAACAAACAGCAUUUUAGAAGAUAUUGGAAUAAAAAAUAACUAUACAAUGCUCAAAAAAACCAACUUACUUGUUGAGUUGUCGUCAUCUGAAAGGAUAACAAGUGACAGUUUAUCAAACAAUUCAUUAGUCGACUGUGAAAAUAAAGAUGUUGCUAGUUCAUUAAAAAUUGGUUUAAAGACGUCAACAAUUCAGUCAAUAGAUAAUCCUAGUAGAGAUUCAGUGGAUUCUAUUGACGACGAUUAUAUAUUUGCGCCAAUUGAAAGUCCACCAAAUGAUAUUUCAGAAAGUCCAAUAGUUUUGGGUGAUGAUAACAAAAAAUUAGAAAAAAAGAAAGACAACUACGAUGAAGUUGAUUGGUUUAAAACAUCAUCUCUUAAUAAUACCAAAUAUUACAAUAGCUCAUUUUAUAAGUCAUUAAAAUCUGUUGUUACGCUUGAAGAAAAUCACAUUGAUUCUAUUGUGGAUAAAUUUAAUACUCUCUACAUUGAUGAAAAAAAUAAUUUGAAUUGUAAUGUUAUUGACAAAGAAUUUGCUGAAUCGAUUUCACCGUAUGAUUUAACACCAAAAAAAAAUGGUAUAUUAGAGACUAAAACCCUUACUUCAUACAAAAAGACACCUUCAUCACACGAAAAACCAAAAAGAUCGACACUUGUUGAUGAUAAUUUUGAUGUUGUUAAAUCACCUAAUACAUACGUCACACCUACUAGGCUUACAUCCCUAUUCUCAAUAGAUAAUCCUAGUAGAGAUUCAGUGGAUUCUAUUGACGACGAUUAUAUAUUUGCGCCAAUUGAAAGUCCACCAAAUGAUAUUUCAGAAAGUCCAAUAGUUUUGGGUGAUGAUAACAAAAAAUUAGAAAAAAAGAAAGACAACUACGAUGAAGUUGAUUGGUUUAAAACAUCAUCUCUUAAUAAUACCAAAUAUUACAAUAGCUCAUUUUAUAAGUCAUUAAAAUCUGUUGUUACGCUUGAAGAAAAUCACAUUGAUUCUAUUGUGGAUAAAUUUAAUACUCUCUACAUUGAUGAAAAAAAUAAUUUGAAUUGUAAUGUUAUUGACAAAGAAUUUGCUGAAUCGAUUUCACCGUAUGAUUUAACACCAAAAAAAAAUGGUAUAUUAGAGACUAAAACCCUUACUUCAUACAAAAAGACACCUUCAUCACACGAAAAACCAAAAAGAUCGACACUUGUUGAUGAUAAUUUUGAUGUUGUUAAAUCACCUAAUACAUACGUCACACCUACUAGGCUUACAUCCCUAUUCGUUAAUUUUGAUCAGAUUGAAGAUGAUUUAUUAUCCAGCUGUUCUCCUUCAAAAUCAUCAAAAAAUUUUCAAUGUAAUGGUUACACUCAAAAUGGUAAAAAAUGCAAAAAUAAAAUCAAAGCUUCACAAUACUAUUGUUAUAACCAUAAACCCGAAAAAAGUAAAAUAGAUUUAGAAAAUUUAUUUAUACCAACCAAUGAUACAAACGGUAUUUGGAUUAGAACUGAUGGUUAUAUUAAUAAGGAUUUAUCACAUAAUACUAAGAAUUCUUUACGGCUGGAAAUGGAAAAAAAGAUAUCUAUUAGUGAUGAGGCUGGCUAUAUAUAUAUAUAUCGAGUUAUCGAAGUAUCAUCACACUCUACUCAAAAUUGUAUACAUUAUAAAGUUGGUCGAACUAAGAAUAUAAUUAGACGAUUGAAUGAAUGGAAAAAUCAGUGCAAGUACAAACUUAAACUUAUAGAUUGGUUUCCAAGUACUGGUGGUUUGUUAAUAUCACAAAAAACAGAAAAUGCAGAUGAAAUCAAUGGCAAUGACGGGCACAAAGAUUUAGAAAGACAAAAAAUUAUGAAAUCAUGUAAAUUUACACAUCGUGCUGAACGAUUGAUUCAUCUAGAGUUAUCAGAGAAAUUUAAAGCUGAGUCAUCAAAAUGUUUAUUUUGUGAGAAAAUUCAUCGUGAAAUAUUUAAAAUUGAUAUCACAUCUGUAGUAGAAACAACAGAAACAAAAGUAAAAACAGCGGAAACAGCCUUAAUUAAAGAUGAUAAAGAAUUACCAGGCCUUGAAGAAAUUCGUAAUGUUAUUAUCAAGUGGGUAAAAUAUAUUGAAGAAGUUUAUGGACCCGAUUAA